AAUUCCCACUCCCACUAUAAUAUCUUGAUCUUCACAUCCCAAUGUGUUGGUUAACAUUUUAUAGCUUUUAUCACUCACCUUCCUUCUUCACUUUCUCUCCCUCAAAUUUUCAAUUUCUUGCAAUUUUCUCUCAAAUGGGUCUCAAAAUUUUCAUGGUUUUCUUCAUGCUAACCUCAGUGUUAUUCUUUUUUCUCUUCAUCCCCACAAGACUAACCACACAAAUCUCCACCUUCAGGAAUGUUAACAUAGACUCCCUCAGUUUCAUCAGAGCCAGCAAUUCAUCAUACCCUGUUACUUUUGCCUACUUGAUCUCUGCAUCCAAAGGAGAUUCUGUGAAACUCAAAAGGCUGCUGAGGGUGCUGUAUCAUCCAGGGAACUACUAUUUGAUUCACAUGGAUUAUGGGGCUCCAGAAGCAGAACAUAGAGAUGUGGCAGAACAUGUGGCUAGUGAUCCUGUUUAUGGUGAAGUUGGGAAUGUUUGGAUUGUGGGGAAACGCAAUUUGGUCACUUACAGAGGACCAACAAUGCUUGCAACCACACUCCAUGCUAUUGCAAUACUUCUCAGGACAUGUCAAUGGGAUUGGUUUAUUAAUCUUAGUGCAUCUGAUUAUCCCUUAGUUACACAAGAUGAUCUGAUCCAGGCUUUUUCUGAGGUUCCAAGGGAUAUCAAUUUCAUACAGCAUAGCAGUCGCUUGGGUUGGAAAUUGAAUAAGAGAGGGAAGCCAAUAAUGAUAGACCCUGGGCUUUAUAGUCUCAAUAAAUCAGAGAUUUGGUGGGUUAUCAAGCAGAGGAGUUUACCAACAUCUUUUAAACUCUACACAGGUUCAGCUUGGACAAUAUUAUCAAGAUCUUUUGCAGAGUACUGCAUUAUUGGAUGGGAAAAUCUUCCAAGGACCCUCCUCCUCUACUACACUAACUUCGUCUCAUCCCCAGAAGGCUAUUUCCAAACAGUUAUAUGCAACUCUAAAUCCUACAAGAACACCACAGCCAACCAUGACCUUCACUACAUUACUUGGGACAAUCCUCCAAAACAACACCCCAGGUCUCUUGGAAUCAAAGAUUAUCGAAAAAUGGUUCUCAGCAACCGUCCUUUCGCGCGAAAAUUCAAGCGAAAUGAUGCCGUUCUUGAUAGAAUUGAUAGGGAUCUUCUGAAGCGGUAUCGCGGGCAUUUUUCUUUUGGUGGGUGGUGCUCUCAGGGUAGUGGUGGAAAGAAGAACAGAGCAUGCUCUGGUUUGAGAAGUGAGAAUUAUGGUCUGCUUAAACCUGGCCCAGCCUCAAGAAGGUUGAAAAAUCUGAUAACAAAACUUCUAUCUGAUAGAUUCUUUCGCCAACAGCAGUGCAGGUGACCAUUUGAUUUCCAUUGAUUUGAGCACUUGUAAUAAAGACUCUAUAAUAUAUUAGUAAUAAUUAAUAAUCAAUCAUUUUUGUCA
Messenger RNA from Lotus japonicus, 1430 nucleotides. RefSeq names its product beta-glucuronosyltransferase GlcAT14A. The transcript has 4 exons. Gene Ontology annotation, molecular function: glucuronosyltransferase activity. Gene Ontology annotation, cellular component: membrane. NCBI's taxonomy places the organism in Eukaryota, Viridiplantae, Streptophyta, Magnoliopsida, Fabales, Fabaceae. The coding region runs from base 42 to 1346 and encodes 434 amino acids. The record is from RefSeq and is a predicted model, not a curated record.